Molecule: messenger RNA, 1421 nt
Organism: Myripristis murdjan (pinecone soldierfish)
Lineage: Eukaryota; Metazoa; Chordata; Actinopteri; Holocentriformes; Holocentridae
Gene: csf3a
Product: colony stimulating factor 3 (granulocyte) a
Exons: 5
Coding region: 41-685 (214 amino acids)
Biological process (GO): positive regulation of myeloid cell differentiation; immune response
Cellular component (GO): extracellular region
Molecular function (GO): cytokine activity
Source: RefSeq, a predicted model, not a curated record
UCAAUACUCAAACACCUUCCCCAAACUGAGGCUCACUGCAAUGAACAUCCUGAUUGUUAUCGCCAUUCCCUGCUGCUACAUGGCCUCUUUCGUCCGCAGCGCGCCUCUCCCGGAGCUCCCGGGCGUAAACAGGACACUUGUUGAGGAUCCGGGAUUUCAGGAGCUUGUAGAGAGGAGCCACAGUUUGAUCCAGAAGGUUUUGCUCUCCAUUCCCGAGGCGCACAAAUCCUGCAUUCACACUGAGACUCUGCAGCUCAACUCAGCAGAAAAUGCAAAGCUCGUGGUUAUGGCUGCCAACAUUGGCAUCCCCUCUGCUCCUGUGCUCAAAGUCGUAUCAGACAACUUCACUUUGGAGACCUGUCUGAGCCGGAUGUCUGAGGGCAUCCAGCUGCACCGGGCUUUACUGAGUGCUGUCUUACCUCGGCUGGACAAGAAAGACAGAGUGAAUGAACUUCUUGCUGACACCCGAGACCUUCUUGUUCAGAUCCAUAAGAUGCAGAAAAUGGUCCAAGGUGAGUCUGCGGUUCAGCCCACGCCCCCUGCCUUGAAUCUACGUCUCCCAGGAGAAUAUGAAGUGCAGGUGGCCACACACCUCACCCUGGUGCAGCUGCAGUCGUUCGGGCAGGACAUGGUCCGCAGCCUGAGGAGUUUACAGCAGAGCAGUGAAGAGGAGACAGAGAGCUGACCUGCCACUGCCACAUCCAGCUUGCUUUUGGCUCAUGCCUAAAGCGUAUCACAUGUUGCCAUUUUUUGUCAUGGCCGUUAUUUAUUUCUAUUUUAAAUAAUUUAUUGUUUUAAUCUAUUUAUAUCUAUGUAUUUAUUUAUUAUUAAGGUAUUUUAUUUUGUUGACAACUUGAGCUUGGUAGGGCAGUUUAAGCCACUUCCUCUAAUGUUUUGACACACUGUCUUCUUUGUUCAAAGUGCAGUUUUUUACAGGCCUUCAUCACAGUUACAUCUCAAAGAGCUUUACAAUGCCCACCUUGUUAAACAAUAAAUGUAAAUGACAACUUCUCCUAACCUUACACGUUUAGUGUGAACAAGAAAAAACUAGAAUAUAUGGGGAAAGAAAGACUUGGAAAGGGCCUCACAGACAGAUUCCCCUUCCAGGACGUGUGUAGUGGAUUACAUUGAUUCAGCUACUUAUAUCUUGCAAUAUGAUUUAAUAACAAGAGUGUACGGCGUAUUCGAAAAUUUGAUGUAGGGACAGAUGAGCUUUUACAGGCCUUACUUUUCAGUGCCCUUUUACUGCCUUAGUCUGGCGUGGACUUUGUAAGCUUUAUAAACAAUUAACACUGAUCAAACUGUGCCAACUGGGUGUGAGGAGGGAUUAUAUAAAGUACUAGACACUGAUACAACUAGCCGUUUUUGUUCUGUCAUUUUAAAAAAAGAGAUAACUAAUAUUUUUAUAUGGAUUGUUUACA